Halteromyces radiatus is the source of this 773-nucleotide messenger RNA. RefSeq names its product ubiquitin-conjugating enzyme/RWD-like protein. Gene Ontology annotation, cellular component: nucleus. Gene Ontology annotation, biological process: DNA damage tolerance; protein K63-linked ubiquitination. NCBI's taxonomy places the organism in Eukaryota, Fungi, Mucoromycota, Mucoromycetes, Mucorales, Cunninghamellaceae. The transcript is spliced from 6 exons. The coding region runs from base 167 to 577 and encodes 136 amino acids. The record is from RefSeq and is a predicted model, not a curated record.
UUCUUUUUUUUUUUUUUCCCUUCUGUUUUCAUUAUUUUACAUUAUCCCAACACCUUGUUCCUUACACCCUCUCUUCUUUUUGAUUGUUGAUUUGGUUGAACAGAACAAGUCUCAAGUCUAUAUAUACAUACAACAUACAUAUUAACCUCUUUACUCAAUUUAUACCAUGGCCACAGUUCCUCGCAAUUUCCGACUAUUAGAAGAAUUAGAAAAGGGUGAAAAAGGUAUUGGUGAUGGUACCUGUAGUUAUGGUUUAUCUGAUGAUGAUGUCCUCAUGCACCAUUGGCAUGCUACUAUUCUUGGUGCUCCUCACUCCGUACAUGAAAAUCGUAUUUACAGUCUGAAGAUUUAUUGUGGUGAUAAUUACCCUGAUCAACCUCCUCAAGUACAAUUCGUAUCAAAAAUCAACUUACCUAGUGUUCAUCCUGAUAAUGGCAUGGUCAUUAAUCAAGCUUUGCCAUGCCUUGCUCACUGGAAACGAUCAUUCUCUUUGGAAACUGUUUUGACUGAAUUGAGAAGAGAAAUGGCUACGGUGGGUAGAAAAUUGCCUCAACCUAUGGAAAAUACCACUUACUAGAUUCAAUGAUCCUCCCUCUCCUUCCCUUUGAUCUUAUCAUGUUUAUUUUAUCUCAUCCUUUCUUUUUCACAAGACAAGUACGCUUAGCAUACACACUCACAAUCUUCCCUUCAUGUUGAUUUGAAUUACUUCAAAACUUUUUUUUUUUAUGAUGACAAUAAAAAAAAAAAUUAAAAAACUACCAUAUGAAACAAAA